Microplitis demolitor is the source of this 741-nucleotide messenger RNA. RefSeq lists its product as uncharacterized. Bases 1 to 741 code for a protein of 246 amino acids. NCBI's taxonomy places the organism in Eukaryota, Metazoa, Arthropoda, Insecta, Hymenoptera, Braconidae. The transcript has 5 exons. The record is from RefSeq and is a predicted model, not a curated record.
AUGUCGCCAAAUCCUAAUUUAAAUAAAAAAAUUAAUAAUUUGCGUAAUACGGUUUCGUCAUUGGAGACUAGUUUUAAAAUAUCAAAGGAUUUAGAAGAUAUUAAAUCGUCGCGAUUUAAGAUGAUAAAACUAUCUAAUGAAAGAUUGAAAGAUAACUUAGAAGAAUCUGAAAAGCGGAAUACAAAUAUGCUUAAUUUAUUUCGGUAUAAUGCUACGGAUGAAUUACCACAGAGUUUAAAAAUUCAAGCUAAAAAAUCAUGGAAUCAAAAGUAUGAUGCUUUAUUGAAAUUAAAUGAUCAAUUAAGACGACAAAUACGAGAAAAAGAUGCUCUUUUACAUGAUAAAGAAAGUCAGAACGCAUCAUUACAACAAAAAUUGCUCGACGUUGGAGAUAAAUUGACUCAACGUGAAGAAUUAAUAAAUUAUAUUUGCAAUAAAUAUAUAAAUUUCAAAAAACGUAAGAACAAAGAAGAAACUCUUUUACGCGAAUCAAUUGAAACGUUAUUACAUGACGCCUUAUUAGAAGUAAACGAUCAUAAUAAUGGUACCCCUACUACGUCGCGAAUGUCUUUAAAACCUAGUAAAGAAGCUCUGUUGGCUUAUGAAACAAAAAGAAGUGAUCGAUUAGCUCGUGAAAAUUAUCUUUUGCGUACUCUUGUUCAAAAAAUAAAAAUUAAUUGUCACUGCCAUGAAAGUUCCGAUUCAUCGAGUGCUUGUCAUUCUUUUCGCACAGACAAUUAA